UCAAUGUGUCACUUUGUGUCGAGUGAAUACCAAAGAGCAUUGGAGAAUAGUGAAUACAUACACAACUUGUUGAUAACUUUGUGUAACUAGUAACUAAUACUAAGAAAUUUAAAAAAAUCUCCUCCCUCCUUUAUUCACCAGUGCAAGUAUUGAUUUUUCGUCUAGGUGUGACGACGUGGUUUAUUUAUCUAUCUAUUAUAAAACGGCCUGAUUCGAGAAAAGCUCACGCUUCUUGUGUUAUAUAGAAGACACGAUGGAAAAAGGCUGGAAUCCUCCUCCGUAUGGCUGGGGUAACGCGCAUACGACGCAGCCACCACCAGCUGCUCCUCCCAGCUACUCACAAGCUGUAGGCGGUGUGGGUCCUUCGAGCCCUUACACUCCUCAGUAUCCUCCAUCCUCUGGGCCUUCGAUAGUGACGACGGUGGUGCCAGUCGGUCCUCAUCCCACCCACAUGAUCUGCCCCAGCUGCCAUGCUGAGAUAGAUACAGCCACGCAGACUAAACCAGGCCUAAUUGCUUACAUUUCUGGCGCCAUCAUUUGUCUUGUCGGUUGCUUCUUCGGAUGCUGCCUUAUCCCAUGCUGCAUUGACAGCUGCAUGGAUGUUCAUCACAAAUGCCCCAACUGUGGAGCUUACCUUGGCCGCUACCGACGAUAAACAUCACAACUUGAUCGACGAAAAUAACUACGUAAUUGGAAAACGAAACAUUUGAAGAUCUGCAUGGGAAAUCUCCAUUGACUUACACCCUGCCUAUCUUGAUUUAGCUUUUACAAAAAACAAUAAUUUACGAUCUAAAAUAAUCUCAUAUGGAUUAUUGUCUCGAAUGAAAGAAAUCUCAUAAAAUCCCUUUUGUGUUAGAUAGUUGCAUUACUUAUUUUAAGUAACAGUAAUUUAUUAUUGUCCCUAGUCAAAGGGUUUGCAUGGCAGCCAUAGUAGGUGUCAAUUAAUAUUAGUUGGGGUGUCCAGUAGUUCUACCGAACUCUUCGUACAGCCCUUCUUGGCUCGAGAGCCAAGUCACGCGAGCGCAACUAGCGAUUGUGACGAGUGGUUAAAAUCUAAAUGUCCGUCAUAUUGAGGUAAGGUUAUGUUACUGCCUUCUACUUUGUUAGAAUGGUAGUAACCUAAUGUUACAAAAAGAUUGUUCAGAUGGCAGUCUAGAGACAAAUCAGCUAACUUGGAGGAAGAUUACUUUUAUUAUUAUUUUGAUUGCUUAACAUGUCUUUAUUGUUAUUGUAUAAUUGUUUUCAUAUACAUACACAGUACAAUUUAUUACAAAUGCAAGUAACUUGUUGACUUAUUUAAUGAGAUAAUUUAUGAGUUGAUUUGUUUUUACGUGUUUUUAAUAUGUAAGAGUAAGCCAUAGCCCGCGUUUAUGUAUUAAGCAGAGUUUUAUUCAGUGCCAAAAUGUCUUCCUCAUGGCCUGACACCUUUUCGUUUGUAUCACAUGUUACACGAUUUUGAUAAAUAUUCAAAAUAUUUAGUGUUUAGAAUACCACAUGAUACGUAUUAUUGUAUGUAUGGUAUGGUAUGUGUAGGAUAGUAACUACAGGAAUGGUUUGUUUCAUAAUGUCUGAUUAUGUUAGUCUGACAGAUAAUUUGACCUAUUUUUCAACAUAUCAGUCAAGCUUACAAAAAUUUAAUAAGACAUUGUGCAACAGGCCUUAUAUAUUUCUAUUGACGUCACUGCAUAGCAUCACAAUUUGAAACCCAAAAAAUCAGGCUUUAUGUGUUUAUGUCGUAUAAAUCCAUAGUAGCCCCUAUAGAUAUUUCUAAAUAUGUAAUAGAAUAUAAACUAAAUGUUGUAUGGAAGCUACUUAAAUGUGUUGGAUGUUAUUUCACAGUAUUAAACAUGUGUUUUGUUUCCCUCCACACAUAUUAUAUUUCUCACUUGUGUUAGUCUAACUAACAGCUUAGUUUUAUAAAAAAAGGUUUAUGUAUGAUCGUUAUAAUCUACUUUCCAGUUAAUACUCUAAUGUUACGUUGAUAUCUAUGAUAGAAUUUCACAGCAUAUUAGGUGUACAUCCUUUUACAUACAGUCCCUGGCCACAUUAUUAGACGCACUCUUGUAUUUUGUUCAAUUUGUACUUUUACAUUUAAACAAUGAGUGUUAUACAUAUUUAUUCAUACACAUAUAGGAUAAAUAUUGUAUUUGUAUAAAAUUAUACCUCUAUACAUCUUAAAAAAUCGAAAACUUGGUUUCAACGCGCUUAUUCCCGAAAGACUGGUUUCAGUUGAAAAAUAUUUUCGUCGAGGAUUGUCCAUUUGUCAAGAAUGGUUAUGAGAUAUAAAACAUCGCGCUACGCUCAAUAGAAACAUGUAAUCAUCUAAAUAAUUACCUACGAAUGAAGUGGCGCGUGUAACAAUGUGGCCAGGCACUGUAGAUUCAUGUUAUUGAUAUAUUGAGUAACUGUGUGUGUCUUACGUAUUUGGUUAAGGAAACCAUUGUUACCAGCCUUUUAAUUAAUUUAGUUUUAAUUUAGUGAGUUAAGCUAAUUUUAUUAAUUUAAUAUUAUUUACUGCAUAAUAGGAAAUAUUAACGGACACGGGUUGUCAAUGUUUUAUUUAUGGUUUCAUAAUAACUCAACACUUUUGGCCUAACAUUUUUCGGUAAAAAAUACAUACAAGUACAAUUAAAUUGCUUUUAAGCUUGAUAUUAACCAAUCAAAAUACCCAGUUACAUUAUGAAAGUACCUUUUUUAUAUACCACGACGGUGGUAAGCAAGCACACGACCCACCUGAUGGUACCUUACUGCCGGCAGCAUUUAGCCAUAUAAUGGUGUCAUGUAAUUUAAUGAAAUGAAUCAUUAUUGAUUUCCAUUUUAUUUACAUUCUUCUUGAUCUGUUUUAGAUUAGUAUAUAAUAAAAAAAUGAAGUAAAGACCCUUAUUGGUAUCUAUUAAAAUUCGGAAAAUUCGUUUACAAAAUGAGAUAUCUACUUCUACAAAAUAUAUAAAUAUUUUAAUAAAAUAAUUUCUUUAUACCUACUACAGGCAUUUUACAUUUUUAUAUAAAUUUAUAUGUAUACAUUACAUGUAUUUAAAACUUACUGCUUUAAAACUAUUUUCGUACUACUGACCACAAAAAAAAUCUAUAAUGUACCUAUUAUUUUUUUCUAUUUAUAUUUUACAUUAUUAGAAAAGAAAUAGAUUUAUGGACUGUCUUAACAAAAAUAAAGGUUUAUUAAUGUCGUAAA
Molecule: messenger RNA, 3190 nt
Organism: Spodoptera frugiperda (fall armyworm)
Lineage: Eukaryota; Metazoa; Arthropoda; Insecta; Lepidoptera; Noctuidae
Product: LITAF domain-containing protein
Exons: 4
Coding region: 254-655 (133 amino acids)
Molecular function (GO): zinc ion binding
Source: RefSeq, a predicted model, not a curated record